Dipodomys spectabilis (banner-tailed kangaroo rat) is the source of this 3828-nucleotide messenger RNA. It is a transcript of the gene Mcmbp, whose product is annotated as minichromosome maintenance complex binding protein. The transcript has 16 exons. Bases 226 to 2154 code for a protein of 642 amino acids. The record is from RefSeq and is a predicted model, not a curated record. NCBI's taxonomy places the organism in Eukaryota, Metazoa, Chordata, Mammalia, Rodentia, Heteromyidae. Gene Ontology annotation, molecular function: chromatin binding. Gene Ontology annotation, biological process: DNA-templated DNA replication.
GCAGCGCGGUCGGCGGCGGCUGUUUCCCGCCAUUGUGCGAAGUGGAGGCUGCGGCCCGAGCGCCGCGCCCACGGUGGUCAGCACUUCCUCGGCGUCCAACGCCGCCGCGCCCGGAGGCCCCAGCAGGCCGCGGCCCUCGGCCCGCCGUGCGCGGGAGGGCGCGGACGAGGAGCGGCCGAGCCUGUGCGGAGGCCCGCGGGUCGGGUCGGCCCGGCCCUCGGCGACAUGCCCUGCGGAGAGGACUGGCUCAGCCACCCGCUCGGGAUCGUGCAGGGCUUCUUCGCCCAAAAUGGAGUUAAUCCUGACUGGGAAAAGAAAGUUAUUGAAUACUUUAAGGAAAAGCUGAAGGAAAAUAAUGCUCCUAAAUGGGUACCAUCAUUGAAUGAAGUUCCCCUUCAUUAUUUGAAACCUAAUAGUUUUGUAAAAUUUCGCUGCAUGAUCCAGGAUAUGUUUGACCCUGAAUUUUACAUGGGAGUUUAUGAAACGGUUAACCAGAACACAAAAGCACGAGUUCUUCAUUUUGGAAAAUACAGAGAUGUAGCAGAGUGUGGGCCUCAACAAGAACUUGAUUUAAACUCUCCAAGAUCUACCACAUUGGAAAGACAGACUUUCUACUGUGUUCCAGUGCCUGGGGAGUCUACGUGGGUAAAAGAAGCCUACGUCAAUGCAAACCAAGCUCGGGUCAGUCCGUCAACCUCCUACACUCCGAGUCGUCACAAGAGGAGUUAUGAAGAUGAUGAGGACAUGGACCUCCAACCCAAUAAGCAAAAAGAGCAGCACCCAGGUGUCAGGCAAGCAGGGAGUGUUGGUGGUCUUCAGUGGUGUGGAGAGCCAAAACGUUUAGAAACUGAAGCAUCUGCUGGCCAACAGCUGAACUCCUUAAACCUCUCUUCUCCUUUUGAUCUGAAUUUUCCACUGCCAGGAGAGAAGGGUCCCGCUUGCCUGGUGAAGGUCUAUGAAGAUUGGGAUUGUUUCAAAGUAAAUGAUGUUCUUGAAUUAUAUGGCAUAUUGUCCGUAGAUCCAGUGCUAAGUAUACUGAACAAUGAUGAAAGGGACGCCUCUGCACUGCCGGACCCCAUGGAGUGCACCGACACAGCGCAGGAGCAGAGGGUCCACAGUCCUCCCGCUUCCUUGGUGCCAAGAAUUCAUGUAAUUUUAGCCCAGAAACUGCAGCACAUCAAUCCAUUGUUACCCACUUGCCUUAACAAAGAGGAGAGCAGAACCUGUAAGUUCGUGUCAAGUUUCAUGUCCGAGUUGUCCCCAGUCAGAGCAGAGCUGCUUGGGUUCCUCACACACGCGCUUUUGGGAGACAGUUUGGCUGCCGAGUACCUUAUCCUACAUCUCAUCUCCACAGUAUACACAAGAAGAGAUGUUCUUCCACUAGGAAAAUUUACAGUUAACUUGAGUGGUUGCCCACGGAAUAGUACCUUCACAGAACACUUAUAUCGAAUUAUUCAACAUCUUGUUCCAGCAUCUUUUCGUCUCCAGAUGACCAUAGAGAACAUGAACCAUUUGAAAUUCAUUCCCCACAAAGACUAUACAGCCAAUCGCCUGGUCAGUGGCCUGCUGCAGCUGCCCAACAACACGUCCUUGGUCAUCGAUGAAACGCUUCUAGAACAGGGCCAGCUGGACACCCCAGGUGUUCACAACGUUACUGCCCUGAGCAACCUGAUCACGUGGCAGAAAGUGGAUUAUGACUUCAGUUACCACCAGAUGGAGUUCCCCUGCAGCAUCAAUGUUCUCAUCACCUCCGAGGGGCGGUCUCUGCUCCCGGCAGACUGCCAGAUGCACUUACAGCCUCAGCUGAUGCCACCCAACAUGGAGGAGUACAUGAACAGCCUUCUCUCGGCGGUGCUGCCGUCCAUGCUGAACAAGUUCCGCAUCUACCUGACCCUGCUGAGAUUCCUGGACUACAGCAUAUCGGAUGAAAUCACCAAGGCAGUGGAGGAUGACUUCGUGGAAAUGCGGAAGAACGACCCUCAGAGCAUCACCGCGGACGACCUCCACCAGCUGCUCGUGGUAGCACGGUUUCUGUCCCUCAGUGCUGGUCAGACAACACUGUCAAGAGAGCGGUGGCUCAGAGCAAAGCAGCUGGAGUCUUUAAGAAGAAACAGGCUGCAGCAGCAGAAGUGUGUGAAUGGGAAUGAACUGUGAAGUCCUGAGUGACGUCGUUUAUACCACAUUGUUUUAUAGACAAUUUGUAUAAAAACAAUUGACUUUUCCUGAAAUCAAGCCUGGUAACACCUGAUGUUUAUAUGAUACUCAGUAAGGGCUUUUCCCUUACUGAUUUUAUGGAGCUUUUGAAGUUUGUUUUAUAACUAUACAAAUUAGUAAUGAUGUACAAAAUUGUAUUUGAUAUUAAAGGUUUAAUGUUGAUUAAGGUUGCUGGCUAUAGCAUUUCCUUAACUGCAGCUAAGUCCCACAGGCCAGACUGUUGGUAUGCCAGUACAACUUCAUUUAAACAGAACUGUUGCCAUUUCAAAGUUGGAGAAAUUGUGCACUUCAUAAUCCUAGUUCAUAUUUCUUUCCAGUAAUUCUCAGUGGGCCUGAGCAUGUGCAGUAGUCUUAAGUAUGGCAAGUGAAGUGCGCUUACCAUUGAUUCACCUGUGAAUCCUUCAGUAUUUCCUCAAAUACUUGGCCACAGAAACUUUUAUCCACUUAACAGCGGUUAACAUGCCUGGAAAACUAGCCUUUUACACGGAAGUGGCUCCUGCACUUUGAUUUUACAGGUAAUACUUCCAGAAAUUCUUAGGAUUACCCAUUAAUUCUUUCCAGGUGAUCUGAAAGAUCUGAAAGAAAUAACUGUUAUUACUGUUUUUUUUCUUCAUAAAAGGAUAAGAUUCCUUUAUGUGGAAUAAAUGAAGCUAUCAUUUUUCUCAUGCCUUCAGCACAUUUGGGAACAUUUGUUUAUGAGACAGAAGGGAAUGCUUGCUCAUCUAUGACAGUUUGCCCAAAUAUGAAAAGACCAAACAGUAAACUAAACACAAAGUUUCUUUUGGGGUUCUGGGGACUGAAGCCAGGUCUUCUUGAACAUGCUAGGCAAGUGCUACAUUCCCAGCCUAGGAAAAAAGAUUUUUAAUUAUUUUCUUUACAAAUGUUAUUUACUUGGCUUUGAUGAUUAUAUUGGACUUAAAACUUUCUAGUUUAUCAGUUCCAAACGUGUUAGAUCAGUUAACAUCUGCUACUCCAGUAAAUUCUAAAACAAGUGCUUUUUCCCCAGACAAAUUUGUUUCAAUACACAAAUUUUUACGUGAAUAAAAAGUACCAUUACUUAUAGGAAAGAAAGCAAACUACUACAGUAAUAUAAUUGUGGCAACAGAAUGUUCAGGAAGAUGAGAACGUGACUUUUUAAAAUUUCUUUUAGUAACUCUCACAGCUGGAAACAUUAAAUGAUUCCUUAUUGUGUUUUUCCUAUAAGGAAGGCAUUGACAUUGUUAACACCAAGGAAACAGGGUCAGCCUUGAAAAAUCAAGGAAUCAUGCUUAAUGAAGGGAAGUAAAAAUUACUAGCUCACCAUUCUUUUCCUAAAUUCAAAGCUAUUUUUAUAAACUAAUGUAAAUAAUGUUUAUAUUAGGAUUUAACUUUUUCAUUUUUAUUACUGGUAGACAACCCAUCCUUACACUUUUAGAAAUAUAAAAUGCUAAACUGGAUUUGUGAGAAUAAGAUGUAUUUCCUUUGUUCUAAAACAGGUAAUUAGUUACCACGUGUCUAACUGUGCCAAUGUAAAUUGUAAUGUACCAAAGAAAUCAUAAUUUUGCUUGGUCUUUCUUACAGAAAAGUUCCGUUGAACCCUCUUUCCUGUAAAUAAAACUUCCCAAGUUACCAGUA